This is a messenger RNA of Malassezia restricta, 2454 nucleotides long. Its product is annotated as chromosome transmission fidelity protein 1. Gene Ontology annotation, molecular function: hydrolase activity, acting on acid anhydrides, in phosphorus-containing anhydrides; ATP binding; DNA binding. Gene Ontology annotation, cellular component: nucleus. Gene Ontology annotation, biological process: nucleobase-containing compound metabolic process; establishment of sister chromatid cohesion. The transcript has a single exon. NCBI's taxonomy places the organism in Eukaryota, Fungi, Basidiomycota, Malasseziomycetes, Malasseziales, Malasseziaceae. Bases 1 to 2454 code for a protein of 817 amino acids. The record is from RefSeq and is a predicted model, not a curated record.
AUGGAGUUGACCGAGUCGACCGCGUCGGCGAGAGAAGCGCUAGUCUUGCCCGUUCCAGGUCAUGAUGCUGGUGAGAACGAUGCAGUGCGAUCGCGGGCCUUCCAAUUUCCGUAUGAGACGGCAUACCGUAUCCAAUUGGACCUCAUGACGGCUGUAUUCCAGGCCGUGGAGCAUGGUCAGGUAGGCGUAUUCGAGAGUCCCACGGGCACAGGCAAAACGUUGAGUUUGCUUUGCAGUGCCCUCUCGUGGCUCCGUAUGCAUCGACAGCGACACAUAUGGGGACAGAGGGCGGCAUCUACUGUCGAUAGCCAGGAUGCGGAGCCUGAGUGGGUCUUGGCACACGAGGAGGCCAAGCAACGCGAAGCCAUCGAAGCGUACGAGACAGAACUUCGUGAAAGAUUGCAACGCGCACGCAGUACUCGAACGCAUGUGCCCGCCACCCAGAAGCGCGCAAGGCGCGAAAAAGAUACCUUGUCGGACGACGAGUUUCUCGUGAACGACUACCAUGACGCCCAAGAUUCGUUCCUGUCUGCCGAGGUACGAGCGAUGAUGCACACGUAUGAGUCGCAAUGGAGUGCACCAAACAUAGGUGACGACGAGACGCGGCCCAAGAUAUUCUACGCAAGUCGGACGCAUAGUCAGCUGGUGCAGUUGGUUCACGAAGUAAAGCGAACGCCGUAUGGCCAAGGGGAUGAGCCUGUGCGGUGCGUGAGCCUCGGCAGCCGCAAGCAAAUGUGUAUUCAUCACGACGUGCGUCGGAUCGGAGCAUUGUUCGGAACGGAGGCUAUGAAUGAGCGGUGUCUCGAGCUCAUGGAGGGCAAGAAAGGCAAGCGAUGCCCCUACCUGCCGGCACAGAGCGAUCCCGUGGGGCGUGCUGAAAUGGACACGUACCGAGAUCAUGCCUUGUCUCACGUCCAGGAUAUGGAGGACCUCGUGCAGCUCGGAAAGGAUAUGCACAUGUGCCCGUACUUUGGCACCCGACACAGCGCACGCCAUGCCGAGCUGGUGACGCUGCCGUACAAUUUGCUCCUUCUGCGUGAUGCUCGAGAGGCACUGCAUCUGACGCUUGAUGGCAGUGUGGUCAUCAUUGACGAGGCGCACAAUCUCAUCGAUACACUCCUGGCCACGUACGCUGCCGAACUCACGCAGGCCCAGAUUGAACAGGCCGUCCAGCAAGUUGAGAUGUAUUUGCGCCGGUUCUCGAUGCGACUCCGAGGCACCAACGAGGAGCAGGUGCGCAUUCUUCAGGUGCUCCUGCGUGCGCUGCAGGGGCUAUGUGUCGAGCUGACCGAAUCCCAGACCUUUUCGCUCCCGGACUUUAUGUCGCGCCUGGGAGGGUCGGUGGACCAAAUCAACCUCGUGCGCCUGGAGCGCUGGCUCAAAGACACGCGAAUAGCGCGCAAGAUGGGCGGGUAUGCGGACAAAGUGUGGCUCGAGUCCCAUGCAGCACCUGCGCACCGAGCAGUGGCCAUGCACGCCUUGGAGGCAUUUUUGCUGGCGCUAUGUAAUCGCGCAAAGAAUGGGCGAGUCCUGGUGACGGUCGAUAAGAUGCAAGGUGUGCGCUUCAAGUACCUACUGCUGGACCCUCGAGACGCAUUCGAGCCGAUCGUGUCGAGUGCGCGAGCCAUCAUUCUGGCAGGUGGAACGAUGGAGCCCAUGUCUGACUUUGAGCAGCUCGUGCCGCGCGACCGAUUCACCACCUUCUCAUGUGGCCAUAUUGUGCCGUCAUCGCAUGUCAUGGGCGCCGUCGUGCCACUCGGGCCGAAGGGCCAGACGCUGGAAUUCACGCAUGCGUCGUGGCAGCAGCCGGCCAUGCUCGACGAGCUCGCCGUGGCACUCGGCAAUUAUACCAACAUUGUGCCGCAUGGUAUGGUGGUGUUUUUCCCAUCGUACGCGACACUGGAUGCAGCUUUGGCGCGCUGGCAACAUACCCAUGCGUUGGAACGACUUUCGCGACGAAAAAAGGUGCUCACUGAGCCGAAGGACGCCAAGGACGUCGAUGCUGUCCUGCAGCAGUAUGCGGCCACCAUCGCAGAUCCUUCGCCAUCUUCACCGAAAGGCGCCAUGCUGCUCGCCGUCGUAGGUGCCAAGCUCUCGGAAGGCAUCAACUUCCAGGACGAUCUCGCGCGGUGCGUCGUCAUGAUUGGUCUGCCAUUUCCGCAUGCGAAAAGCAGGGAACUGGCCGAACGCCUGGCAUUUGCAGGUGAGGAUGGACGGGAUAUGUACGUCAAUAUGUGCAUGCGCGCUGUGAACCAGUCCAUGGGCCGCGCGAUUCGGCACCGCGCGGACUAUGCGGCCUUUCUCCUGCUGGAUCGACGGUAUGCCCGAGAGCAGAUCCAAUCCCGGCUUCCGGGUUGGAUUCGCACGCAGGUGCAGGUGCAUGACCGAUUCGGCUCGAGCAUUCGCGCACUCGCCCAGUUCUUUCAGCAGAUGCGCUACAGAGCAGCUACCUAG